This is a messenger RNA of Bombus pyrosoma, 6128 nucleotides long. It is a transcript of the gene barc, whose product is annotated as HIV Tat-specific factor 1 homolog. Bases 216 to 1682 code for a protein of 488 amino acids. Gene Ontology annotation, molecular function: RNA binding. Gene Ontology annotation, biological process: mRNA splicing, via spliceosome. The record is from RefSeq and is a predicted model, not a curated record. The transcript has 10 exons. Lineage: Eukaryota; Metazoa; Arthropoda; Insecta; Hymenoptera; Apidae. Gene Ontology annotation, cellular component: U2-type spliceosomal complex; U2 snRNP.
AUCGCGAACAGGUAUCAAAGCAUGUUGAAUAGUGUGUUGCUGUCAAGUUCAAGAAUUUACAAUUCGUUUCUUUUUAAAGAAGUUAUAUUUUUUUAUAAGAGUAGCCGUUACCUACAUUAGAAUUAUUGUGAACAACUAACAUAAUUUCAAAUGGUCUUAAAUUUUAUGCUGAAUAUUAUUGGAUUUUUCAUCAAUUGAAAUAUUAUUAACAUAAAAUGGCUGAUUGUCAAGAUACCGAGAAGGCUGAAGAUUCUAUGAAACAUUAUAAAUUCGAUGGCCAGUCUUAUAUAUAUAAAGAUCCUACGACUAAUGUUACAUAUAGAUUUGACCGAGAUAAGAACGAAUGGAUGGUAAAAGAUACAGAAGAAACAAAGACAAAAGAUUCUGAUGACAGUGAAGUAAAGACACAAGAAGGAGUAUUUGGCUUUGAAAAUGAUACUCAUACAUAUACAGAUCCUAAUGACGGCAGCGUGUACUUUUGGGACAAGGAAAAAAAUGCCUGGUUCCCAAAGGUGGAUGAAGAUUUCAUGGCAAGAUACCAAAUGAGUUAUGGGUUUACAGAUGCAAGUAAAGUAGAAACAAAUACCGUGCAACAAUCUCAAGCACAAGCAAAGAUUGAUAAAGAGAAAAAGAAGAUGGAAGCCAAAAGAAAAGCACAAGAGCCGCCAACCUGGUUCGAAGUAGAUGAAGCCCAUAAUACUGCUAUUUACGUAUCUGGCCUACCAUUAGAUAUUACCAUGGAUGAACUCACAGAGCUUUUCAACAAAUGUGGUCUUAUAGCACGAGAUGAAAAGGGAAAGGACAAGAUCAAGUUAUAUAAGGAUACAAAUGGUCAACCAAAGGGUGAUGCUCUCUGUAUCUACAUAAAGGUCGAAUCGGUGGAUUUGGCGUUAAAGAUCUUGGAUAAGUCUCAAAUCAGGGGUAAAACGUUGUCUGUUCAGAGGGCAAAGUUUCAAAUGAAGGGAGACGCGUACGAUCCAGCCUUGAAACCGAAACGGAAAAAAAAGGAUAAGGAGCGACAGAAAAAGUUGCAAGAUAAAUUGUUUGAUUGGAGACCUGAACGUGUGUUGGGUGAACCGCUGAAGCACGAAAGGGUGGUAGUUAUAAAAAACUUGUUUUCUCCGGAAGACUUCGAUCAAGAAGUGUCGUUACUGCUGGAGUAUCAACAGGAUAUUAGGUCCGAGUGCCUAAAAUGCGGCGACGUCCGGAAAGUUGUCAUUUACGAUAGACAUCCAGAAGGUGUUGCCCAGGUAACAUUUCGAGAACCAGCAGAAGCACAGGCUUGUAUUCAAUUAUUGAACGGUCGUUGGUUCAGUCAGAGGAAGAUAUCGGCAGAAAUCUGGGAUGGCAAGACGAAAUACAAGGUUACGGAAACCGACGCGGAAGUGGAAGCUAGAAUCGCCAAAUGGGAUAAGUAUUUGGAGGAUGGCGAGGCAGAGAAACGACAGGAAGCCGCGGACAAUGAGAAUAGAAAGGAGCAGAAAGGAGAGGAAAGGUCGGUGGUUCCAGAGGAAGCGGAAUUGUCUGAAACGACGAUAGAGGCUUCUGAAAAAACGGGAACGGCGCAACAGACGAAUGUUACGGAACGUUCAAAGACGUUGGAAACUACCAGUGAAGCUGAAGUAUCUGCGAGUUCCGGGGAUUUAGAGCAUUUAGAGGAAUCGCUUAAGAAUAAUGCAUAAAAUAAGGAAAAUUCCAACGGCAGACUAAUGAAUAAAUUCUUCAAACGAGGACUAUCGAGAGCAAAGUUGACGAUCAUGAUUAAAGAGUAUUAGAAAGUAACUCGUACCUUAUUGUUGAAUAUCCAGGUACUGUUGUAUAAUAUAGCUCCACAGUCAUGUUCCGGUUAUUCAAAUCAGAUGAAAUAAAGAGUAAUUUUCCCUGUAUCUUAUGAUUCAUUAAUUCCUCACCUUUGUAACUAUUAAUUUUCCUUUUGAUUUUUCAAUAGGUUGACGUAGCUCGAAGAGUUUAAACUGUACAGGUUUUCUCAACGAAUCGUUCGACCGUGGAUGUUGGUGUAAAUUCAUAUUUUUUAUAAAUACCUAUCUAUAAUUACAGAAGUAGGAUCAGAAACUUAUUUCAUCCGCUAGAUACUAUAACAAGUACUUUACGUAUUUUACGUAUUUUUCCAUAUUGCGUGUAUUUUACGAUAUUCGGAUAUUUCGUUCGUCAAAACAGAGAUCGAUCGCAAGUGCGUUUAAUCCGAUGCGUAUGGCGAUCGGUUGCGAUAUCAACGAGAAAUUCCAUCCUUUUGAAAGGUUUUCGUGAUAGAUUCGAACCGGUUGGUUCCCAUCGACGAACACGGAGCUGGGUUCCGCCGCCGCUUCGCGGUUCAGCGACAGAAGAAGAGCCGACGGAAUCGCGUUUUUUGAUAGAUCAGCAACAGCCUCUCACGGCCGAGGUCCCACGAACCAGCUGAGCACACGGAUCGGUCGGAAUGCCGAAAUAGCAAAUUAGGGGAUUCCAGGAGAUCUACCCUCUCUCUUCCACUUAUUUCUUGCUUCCUUCUUACUCUCGUUUACAUGCUUUUGCUCUUGUCCGCCCUGAACACCACGCGGAUCUGCUUCUGCCGCUUCGUCUCGGCUCUUCCGACAAACUUAAUCUAGCAAUGAUCUAUCGUUUCAUCGAGAAUUGCAUCGCUAGAUUAUCACGACCGGAUGAUUGCUUUCGUGUUCGUAUAAUUUUAUUCGAUUCGAUUUGCCUGAUCUUCGAAGAAAUGGAAUUUUAACGUUUCAACGUUACGUGUUGAUCGAUUGAUCUUAUUAUUUUGAUGUCAUCGAGUAUUUGAAGGAAAUUGGGUUUGGAUCAGAAAAAUAGAAGGAAUGCUGCGAGACUACGUAAGGUUACUAGGUAACAUAGGACUAGGUAAGAUUUAGAAAAUCGAAGGAUUUUGUAUCUGUUUUUUAAUGAGAACGAAGAUUCGAAAUAGAAAAAUGGACAGAUCGUUUGUCGAUGUUUCUCUUCUUCUUACAGUUCCUGGAUACGUGGCGUUGUUUUUUUUCUCUCUCCCGAGGGAAUUUUUUCUUCUUCGAAAGAAAUAAUUUAUUCGCGAAUUAAUACCGUAGUUAUUGUGAAAUUAUUUCUCAAGCACUGUAUCAGUGUCAGCUAAUAGAAGGCGACAUUUGCGCUUCAAGCGACAGUAAUGCUACAGAUUUCCACAUCGAAGAAGAUUGCACAACAGGUAUGCAACAACCACUUCAAAGAUCCAUAUUUAACACAAUGGCUACAUAAGUGCAUUUCAAGUUUAAUCCCUACGGCACAGUUAUGCCGCGUUCGUGCGUUGAAUCCGUAACUAUUUAACCUGGUUGUUGCAUCGUUACACUGGAUGCUCGUUAACAAAAACUACUUGUGUCUUUUUCAUUAGCAAAUUAUACUUCACAGCAUAGAGCAUGAUCUCCGGUCCGUCUCCGCUUAAUUGCAUUAUCUCAGUUCAGGUUAAAAUAAUCGAAGCGCUAAUGGAACAGAUCUUUAGUCUCACGAAUUCACGGAAUUUUUCAUGUUUUUAACCGGACUCUGAUCAUUCGCUGUCUUCGCUGUUAAAUACAAAUUUCAAGCUAUCGCACGAUUUAUUCGCAGACGUGCAACAAACAAUUUUAUGUCCUUGAAUCAUUGAUACAACGUGUAGCGGCAUAUGCGUCAUAGGACGUUUCAUAGUUGUUUACCACAGAGGAUUAACACUGUACGACGCACGUAAUGUAAUAAACAAACUCUGAACAAAGCAAUUUCGCUGCUACGUACAACCUACAACCGGCGACAAGUUCAAACCUUCCGGUACCUCCCCUCGACUAGUAUAAAUAGACGACCAUGUUCUCCAAAAGUCAGUCAAUCGAGCGAAUAAGUAUAACGAGUGAGUCUAGCGAAUCAGCAUAAUUAGCAUCAGUGUCGCAGUAUCGCGCAAUCUUACAACGAAUAUCGUCGAGUGAGAAACGCUUACGAUUAACUUUUUUACGUUUUAAAAUAUCUGUAAAUAUAGUUGACUAAAUUAACUCGUCUCGUUAUUAAUUUAACCAACAACGCGUCUCACCGUCCACCACCGAUCGGGGUGCGGCUGAUGCAUUGUUCGAGUGGCCACGUGCAGGAUGACUACCCCGCGAGGAAACGUUUGAUCGUCCAACCGGCAUAGGAAGAGAGAGAGAGAGAGAGAGAGAGAGAGAGACGAUAGGAGAGAAAAUAGAAAAAAAAGGACGCACGUCGUGUCACACUUGUCGAGGGUUAUUGGAUUUGGAACAGGCUAUGGGGUGUUCUGCACGGACCUGCCGCGUUACACGGCAGAUUAGGCGGCGGAUACGAGGCGAUUCACCACGGAUCCUCUGUUAUAUACGGGACGUAUGGUGUAUUUGGUACUGUACGAGACUUUCGAGUGCAUAUUGCGUUGACGAGGAAGUGCAACUCGACGUUGCGUUAACGCGUUAACAAGUGGAGAGGAGUUAAGUGGAGUUGGCGCGAAAAUUUCUGAAAUAUUUCCUUUUUAGAAACCUCGACUUCCAUCGCCGCUGAAAUCCGCGAAACCCAGCACACCUGUGUCCAAUCUCCUUCGAAACAUCCGUCGUAUCUAUCGACUCGUCUCGAUCCGAUCGUCGAUCUCCUUAGUCGGCAGAAAAAUUCGAAGCGCGGUUUUCAAUCAGCUCACGGAUUUGCCCGGAGCAACUGGGCGCGAGAAAAUUCUGAAGCGGAGGAGGUCGGUAGUUCGUCUCUUCUUGGAGGCUCGGCUCGGCAAAUUAAGCUUCCCAAAACACCGCGAAACUGUUAAUUAAGACUCAUUAUGCGCACGGCCUGGCUGAGCCCGUGCGGGUUUGGGGUUGGAAGCGGCGAAAGGGUGGCGAACCGAGCUACCUACGGACGCGACAGAGGCAGACAAACGGGCAGACGGAGCAGGCGGCCAACCGACGACAGACAGAGAAAGACAGGCACGGACAAGGGGUGAAGCGAGACGAAAAGAAGAAGGUAAAGGUGAGAUGGAAAGAGACACGGUACGUAGGUAGUAGCUCUGGUCGAGGCAGAGCCAAGAGGAGAGGGAGAGCGAGGUCUGCGACGAGCCGAAGCAAGAGAAAGAGGCGUUGGAGGUGGCGGUGAAGGAGGAGGGGGAUGGUUUAACCCGAGUAGGAACUUCUUAAUACCGCGACAGCAGUCGGGUUCAUUGUGGGAUCAAUACAGAGACGACCAGGCGUAGGAGUGGCAACCGUUGCCUCAUUGGACGUGGCGUUCCCGCAUGGUGAUUGGCCGGCCGUGGAACUACCAGGAGGCGUUUCCUUUGCCGUUAGCCCCUCUGUCGGGGUGAACGAAAGAGGGAGGCCAGGUCCUGACCCUCGCCAGGAAGGAGAGAACACGCGGCAAGCGAAAAAGACGGAGCGCCGCGGCGCGACCAGUUGGAAAAAGACGGCCGACCGGUCUACGGUGAGGGUGACACGACGCCGGGGGGUUCAGUCUGUGUUCGCCCAUCAGAGACACAUCACCAGCUACGAUACGGUCCGGUUACGUCUCUCUUCGUCGCGAGGGUAGCUCCUUGCAGCCAGGUGUUUCGUGCCGAGAUAAUCGAAAUCUUUUCCUCUGUCCACGCAUCCAAGCUACCUUCCACUUGAUGCGCGCGUUUCAACGUUUACGGUGAUUCGAGUGCCGACGAACGACAGUUUGACGUUACGCCACGGGAUUACGAUUGGAUGGAACAUAAAUUUUGAGAUAGUUUCGACGGAGAACAGGUGUUUGGAGUACUUUCGAACGGAUCUCAUUGAAAUUUGUAGUUGCGGUUUCGUGAUUUAAUCCUUGGAUCCUUAUCGAACGAUUACCGUUGAAAAGAGAAGAAUUUCAAAGGUAUUGGGAUAAAGAUUGGUUCGAUCGUCGAGAAGAUUUGGACGACGAAGGCAACGUUUACGUCGUGAAUAUUCGGUCGCUGGAAAAAGCGAUACGAAAGUAACAAAAGUCGAAGCUUAUCGUUGAUUUCUCGUUCGAGGGAACGACACGUGGAUUCGAAGGACUCGCUACGAUACAAACAUUUUUACCUUCCAAUUCAACCGCGCUCCGUGUCGUUACACGCAUACGCAUACACACACACACACACACAUACAUCUACUACUACUAUCGCCACCACCACCACCACCACCACCACCACCACCACCAUUGUUAUUACAAAA